AUGUUCACGGCUACCAUAGUCAACGAAAGACGUUUAAUAAUCUAUAUUCUGAAGUCCUCUUCCCACACAUGCGCAGUCAUAUUGAAGUUUGUACGUCGGAAUUUGGGCAGCCAUAUCGAAAUGAGUGAAAAGAAAAUGACUCUUCGUCGAAAGCAGGAUAAAAUCGGUCGUUGGUACUUUGGCGGACUGGCCUCUGCUGGGGCUGCAUGUUGCACGCAUCCGCUGGAUUUGCUGAAGGUACAUUUGCAAACCCAACAAGCGGGAAAAAUGGGUCUUGGCCAAAUGGCAGUUAAACUGUACAAAAGCGACGGUGUACUGGCGUUCUACAAUGGAAUAUCCGCUUCAUUGUUGCGACAGCUCACUUACUCUACUACUCGUUUCGGACUCUACGAAACGUUAAAGAAGCAGUUCCCUCAAGACCAGCCGUUGCCAUUUUAUCAGAAAGCAUUCCUUGCUGGAUUUUCCGGAGCAUGUGGUGGCUUUGUUGGCACGCCAGGAGAUUUGGUCAACGUUAGGAUGCAGAAUGAUAUGAAGCUUCCUCCCGCUCAAAGGCGAAAUUACAAGCAUGCUUUGGAUGGAAUCUUCCGUAUUCUGAGGGAGGAAGGACUAGUACGGCUGUUUGGAGGUGCUUCAAUGGCGACAUCUAGGGCAGUACUUAUGACCAUUGGGCAAUUGUCUUUCUAUGAUCAAAUCAAACAAAUGAUGAUCGAAUAUGGAAUUGGAAAAGACAACUUAUACACUCAUUUCUCAAGCAGUUUCUGCGCGGCUAGUAUCGCUACAGUGUUGACUCAGCCACUGGAUGUGAUGAAAACGCGUUUGAUGAACGCGCCACCGGGACAAUUUAAGGGUAUUGUCGACUGCUUCUUCUACACCGCAAAACUUGGGCCAGCUGGAUUUUUCAAGGGAUUUAUUCCUGCUUGGGUCCGUCUAGCUCCUCACACUGUGCUCACAUUUAUCUUCUUCGAACAACUCCGCUUUAACUUCGAUUUACGUUUCCUCAAAUCGUCUGAUAUGUGA
This is a messenger RNA of Cylicocyclus nassatus, 1017 nucleotides long. The record is from the annotation of a GenBank genome assembly. NCBI's taxonomy places the organism in Eukaryota, Metazoa, Nematoda, Chromadorea, Rhabditida, Strongylidae.